AUGAACUUCAGAACCGACGAAUUCGGCGGUAGCCCCGCCGAACGCGCCGAGAUCGUCCUCCGAAUAAUCCGCCGCAUCAGAGCCGAAACCAGCCCCUCCUUCACCAUCGGAAUCAAACUCAACAGCGUGGACGCCUCUGCCUCAUCCCUGGACGAAGUAAUGACGCAAAUCAGCCUGGUCAAAGACGUUGGAAUCAACUAUAUGGAAAUCUCUGGAGGGUCCUAUGAAGACCCCGACAUGAUGAAGGAGCCCGACCAGGCACCCCCAGUGAAGAAAAGCACGCUUCAGCGUGAGGCGUUCUUCCUCACCUUCGCGCAAACAGUCCGCUCGCACUUCCCUGCCCUAAUCCUCAUGGCCAGUCACAGGCGGAUUCCGUACUCGGAUUGGCAUGGAAGCAGCUCUCCAAUCAGGCGCUUGCGAUAUUAUCGGUAUUGGUCGUCCUGCGGCCGUUCUCCCGCUGCCGCCGAAAGAAAUUAUACUGAAUUAGGAGAUCCGGGAUGA
Messenger RNA from Lachnellula hyalina, 501 nucleotides. RefSeq names its product NADH-dependent flavin oxidoreductase nadA. The transcript has a single exon. The record is from RefSeq and is a predicted model, not a curated record. The coding region runs from base 1 to 501 and encodes 166 amino acids. NCBI's taxonomy places the organism in Eukaryota, Fungi, Ascomycota, Leotiomycetes, Helotiales, Lachnaceae.